AUGACAAAUCCAAAAGGUUAUCGUCGCGGUACCCGUCAUUUGUUUGCACGCGAUUUUAAGAAAAAUGGACGCAUUCCUUUGGCUACUUAUAUGAAAAUUUAUAAACGUGGUGACAUUGUCGAUAUUAAAGGCAAUGGUGCUGUACAAAAAGGUAUGCCACAUCGAUUUUAUCACGGAAAAACAGGACGUGUUUUUAAUGUAACCCGACAUGCUGUUGGUAUUAUUGUCAACAAACGAGUUCGUUAUCGUAUCAUUGCUAAACGAAUCAAUGUUCGUAUCGAACAUAUCAAACAUUCAAAAUGUCGUGCUGAUUUUCUUAAUCGCGUCAAACUCAAUGAACAAUUGAAACAAGGAGCCAAAGAAUCAGGCAAGAGUGUACCACUUGCUAGCAUUAAACGUCAACCACAAGGCCCACGACAACAACAUUUGGUACAAACUGGAGGCAACAAACCACAAAUUGUUGAACCAAUUCCUUAUCAAUUCGUGGCUUAA
Rotaria socialis is the source of this 492-nucleotide messenger RNA. The record is from the annotation of a GenBank genome assembly. NCBI's taxonomy places the organism in Eukaryota, Metazoa, Rotifera, Eurotatoria, Philodinida, Philodinidae.